Elgaria multicarinata webbii is the source of this 4560-nucleotide messenger RNA. RefSeq names its product SAM and HD domain containing deoxynucleoside triphosphate triphosphohydrolase 1 (gene SAMHD1). Gene Ontology annotation, biological process: defense response to virus; dGTP catabolic process; regulation of innate immune response. Gene Ontology annotation, molecular function: dGTPase activity; protein binding. The transcript has 16 exons. The coding region runs from base 51 to 1946 and encodes 631 amino acids. NCBI's taxonomy places the organism in Eukaryota, Metazoa, Chordata, Lepidosauria, Squamata, Anguidae. Gene Ontology annotation, cellular component: nucleus. The record is from RefSeq and is a predicted model, not a curated record.
CCGAAGUGGGGAGGAGGCUGCGCAGUGUCCUCUUUCUCAAAGCGAGGGCGAUGUGGAACAGUAACAGGGAAGGGACCCCGAAGCGGGCCCGGCCCACCAGCCCGGUGGACGGCUUUCGCACGCCUGAAAAGCGCGUCUCUGCGUGGCAAGCUGCAGAACCCGGCGGGCUCCAGCCCCGGCAUUGGGACACGGAGCAGCUGUGCAUUUUCCUCCAGCGCCGCGGCUUUGCAGAACCGGCGCUGCUGCGCUGCUUUCGAGAACACCAAAUCACCGGUUCAACUCUGCCCUACCUUACUGAAUCUCAUCUUGAAAAAAUGGGAAUUGGAGCUGUAGGAGUGAGACAGUCUCUUCUGGUUUGCCUGCGCAAACUGGCACAAAGUCAUGCUGACAUAAUGAAGGUAUUUAAUGACCCGAUUCAUGGUCACAUUGAAAUGCAUCCUCUCCUUGUUCGAAUCAUUGAUACACGUCAGUUUCAGCGUCUGCGAUACAUUAAACAGUUGGGUGGUACUUACUAUGUUUUCCCAGGAGCAUCGCACAACCGCUUUGAACAUUCCCUUGGAGUUAGCCAUCUGGCUGGUCGUUUGGUCCAGGCACUUCAAGAGCGACAACCAGAACUGGAUAUUGACGAGAGGGAUGUUUUGUGUGUCCAGAUUGCUGGUCUUUGUCAUGAUUUGGGUCAUGGGCCAUUCUCGCAUAUGUUUGAUGGAAGAUUCAUCCCACUUGCUCGUCCAGGAUUCAAAUGGAAGCAUGAAGAGGCUUCUGUUCAGAUGUUUGAGCACUUGAUCAAUGUCAAUAAUCUGGAAAAAGACAUGAAGUAUUAUGGUCUCAACUGCAAUAAAGAUAUAGUUUUUAUCAAGGAACUGAUAGCAGGACCUAUUGAGACAAAACCAGAUGGUGUUUUGUGGCCUUAUUCUGGGCGAUCUAAAGAAAAGAGCUUUCUUUAUGAUAUUGUGGCUAAUAAAAGAAGUGGCAUUGAUGUUGAUAAAUGGGAUUACUUUGCUAGGGAUUGUCAUCAUCUUGGAAUCCAAAACAACUUUGAUUAUGAACGCUUCAUUAAAUUUGCCCGUGUCUGUCUAGUGAAAGAGGAGAAGCAUAUUUGCACCCGUGACAAGGAGGUUGGAAACUUGUAUGACAUGUUCCACACACGGAACUGCCUGCAUCGAAGAGCCUACCAACACAAAGUUGGCAACAUAAUUGAAAACAUGAUUACAGAUGCCUUUUUAAAAGCUGAUCCCCAUAUCAGAAUAAAGGGUUCUGGGGGGAAAAAAUACAAGAUCUCUACAGCACUGGAAGAUAUGGAAGCCUACACUAAGCUAACAGAUGAGAUCUUUCUACAGAUUUUAUACUCUGAUCAACCAGAGCUGAAUGAAGCAAGGGAAAUAUUGCGUAAAAUAGAGCAGCGUGACCUAUAUAAGUGCCUGGGAGAGACUCAGCCUCCUGAGGGCAAGGAAAUUGCAAAGGAGCAGUAUGAUGGACUGUCUGCUGAAAUAGUUAAGUCCAAGCCAAAGAAAUUUUCCGAAGAUGUUGAAUUGAAGGCUGUUGAAUUGAAGGCUGAAGACUUUAUUGUUGAUGUUAUCAAUAUGGAUUAUGGAAUGAAAGAGAAGAACCCUGUUAAUAAUGUUAAUUUCUACUGUAAGUCUGACAUCACUAAGGCAAUCAAAAUUACUAAAGAUCAAGUAUCAAAGCUUCUACCAGAAAAGUUUGCAGAACAACUAAUCCGGGUGUAUUGUAAGAAAAAGGAUGAAAAGGUCAUCUAUGUUGCUACAAAACAUUUCAUUCAGUGGUGUAUGGACAAGGAUUUCACUAAACCACGGGAUGGUGAUGUGGUUGCCCCUGAACUUACUCCAAUGAAAGCCAACUGGAAUGUAACUGAAGAAGACAAAACACAUGAUUCAAAGGAAAACAGUGACACGUCAAAGUCUAAAACCAGACUUUUUUGUGACUGAGUGAAAAACUUGAAUUUCUGUUGAGUGUGUUUGGGUUUUAUAUAUAUAUCAUUGUGUAAGACAAUAUGGACAGAGUUUUUACUUCAAUUAAGAAUAUUUUGUAAAACUACAAAAUAAAUCUGCACAGUACCUUUUAGUAAGGUGCAUUGGAAAAUGUCUCAUAGUGCAGACAUUUUAAAGCUCUACAUUUGUUGUAGCUUUCACAAGACAAUUUAAUGACUGCUAAUGACAAUGUUAAUUAUUCCCAGCAUUCUCAUUUUGUUGCUAGUUAAAUGUAUGAGAGAAGUAAGAACUGUUUCAAAACAAGUGCAAAAGUUUUGGAAAAAUCCCUUAACCCAUAAACAUAAAAAAAGAAGACGACUAACCUACUAUUUCAAGACAAUAUUUUUGUUUUUUAUGAUGGACAAAAUAGUAUAAUUUAUCUACCAGGGCAAACACUAUAUGCAAAAUAUAUUGUGGGGAAGGGUGUGAAACCUGUGCUACUUUCCUUAAUUUAUAUAUUUUUGUUAUAAAAUUGAUUAUCGCAUUGUCCUUUUAUAAAAGCCUUUGCCAUUUCCUCAGGUCACGAGAGAGCUGAAGUUAGUCUAUGUGCCCAGACACAAUCUAGGGUAUAAUAUUUCAAAGUUUUUAAAAUGGAAACUUUGCUCAUUUUUUUUAAAUAAACAAAGGGAAUAUUGGUAAUAACAAAGAAUACUACCGAAAACAUACUGGCCUUUGAACGCAUGCCAGAAAGAAUCUGAUUUACAUAGAGGGGUAAAAAGCUUUUGAGCGUCUUAAAGGAAGAAGCGUGUAUCAAACUAGAGGACUCUACCUCUUAUACUUCAAACCAGCUUGAAUGUAUUUAGGAGAAGGUGCGGGGCUGGGGGAGACACUCAAGCAUCAGUGGCUCAUGCUGGCUGGGGCAAAAGAGAGGGAGAAAUGAUAUGUGUUCUGUCUUUUCUGGGUUGUUGUUUUUUCAUUUCCCUUCCCAUUGCAAUCAAUAUGAGGAAACUUACACAUGCCACUCCAGGGCUGGUGUGCCUGGAGUUGGGGGCAUGCCUGGGGACUGGGAGCACUAUAUAUCCUGCAGAUUCAGAGUUGCCUUUGAUUUACCCAUGACUUUCUCCCUGAUCCAUCUCCCUGUACUGAUGUUGGGAGUUCUGAUAUUGGAGAGGUAAGAGCCUCAGACAUUUCCGUGUGGGUCGUGAGGGGUCAUCCAAGGUUAGAUCUGCUCUUCUGAGGUUGGACCUAUGUCUUUAUCCUCUGAAGGUGAAGGAGCCAUAGGAUGGCAGACUGCUAGAUAGAAGUCUCUUAUCCCUGCGGCUUCUGAGUAGCCUAUGCCCUUCCAGGCGGCUGCUGCCAACAAGUUGGGAGAAGCAAUGGAGGCUAUUUUCACCUUUCCAUCCCCUUUUGCAUUUUUCCUCCAUAGAUGGGCCUCUGAGCCCAUCUAGAGGAGUUGCACUGCUGGUGGUGGGUUCAGUUCUAGGACUUGAGAGACCGUAGGAUCCAUGGAUCCCAGCUACUCCUCUCACUUUCUUGCCCAAAAGGAACACCCUUUUUGACCAUUACAAGGUUAUCUGAGGUUGCUUUUUCUGUAAGCAGCCACCGCAGUUCUUUCUAACAUUGCUGCAAGGGGGUUGAGGAGAGGUUCAAAUGCAGAGUCCCAUUCCCAAAGUCAUAGGGAGGGAAUGUCUAUGGCUUUGGGUGGGCAUCUCUGCCAUCUGCCAGGGACCAAAGGAUCGUGCUGCCCAUGUCUCUUUAUAUCCACAGGUUACAGGAUUAUAUUCGUAUGGAAUAAUAUGUUCCUUUAAAUUAUUUUUGGAAAUGUAUUUUUAUGAUGUGCACUUUAUGGUGACAAAAUUAUGUCUUUGUGUAUGACAGGUGUGCUGUUCAUUGUGAGAACUGUGAUUUCAUCUCUUGCUUUUUCUUUAAGCCCCUUUUAAUAGAUCUGAGCAAGUGUCAGAAGAAUUGUAUAAACUUUUUAAAUUUAUUGCCCUAUUGCCAACAGAAGGACUCCUUCCAAUUGCAGAAGGGACUAAAAUACAGUGGAUGUUCCUGUUGAAAGAAAUGAGGGAGGUUACUUCUGCAGUCCUCUGUGUCACCUCUCACACUGUAAAUCUGAAAGGACUUGUAGGGUGAAGCGGUUGUUGGCGAAAAUGAACAGUGUUGUUGGAUUUCUAUUGAAAAUUUAAGGAUACAAAUUUAAACAUCCAGUGCUUUACUGAACCCAUAUCACCACCACACUGAAUCUGAAUUCUCUUUUGUAUAUAAACACAUACCUGUGUACAUCAGCUUCCUAUGUGCAGAAAGUUGUUCAGGGUGACUCCAUGCACUCAGCAAGCCAUGUAGGGCAUGGACUAAAUUGUGUAAAGAGACUCCAGAAUGUUUGGGUUAAUUGAGCUCAGUAAGCUUUAAUUGUAAGAAAGCUUAUUGCAUUUUAAGUUCCAAUGUCAUCUUCAAAUUACAUCUUAUACUUAAUAUCAAAGUGCCAGGGCAGCACAGUGCACAUAUAGUGAUAAUUAAAGCUGUAAUGGAUUGCCAGACCUGUCAAUGUUACAAAUCCUAUGUUUUUCAUGUCUGGAUAUAAAUCUUGAUCUGUGUUCAUUUCAGCUCAGUAAUAAAAACUCUGAUUGUU